Messenger RNA from Galendromus occidentalis (western predatory mite), 1762 nucleotides. It is a transcript of the gene bisc, whose product is annotated as TM2 domain-containing protein 1 biscotti. The coding region runs from base 217 to 780 and encodes 187 amino acids. The record is from RefSeq and is a predicted model, not a curated record. The transcript has 4 exons. Lineage: Eukaryota; Metazoa; Arthropoda; Arachnida; Mesostigmata; Phytoseiidae.
GUUCUCCCGUAAUCCCAUCGAAGAAGCACAUAAGAAAGGAUCGCCGGAAAAACGGUGCUCAUUGCUCUUGUGUUCGGUCUGCGACACUUAGUCGUGAUAAAAGCCUGUUGAAAAAUUUCGUAGUGAAGCUGUCGCAUCGAUAUUCGGUGGAGGUUUCGCCGCUCAUUGGAUCGAGAAAGUUUCUACCGUGGCGACAGGGGCGAUGCGCCCGAAACGAUGAUGAUUGCUCCUGGGCCGAGCCUUGUGCUCAGCUUCUCCGCCGUGCUCUUGCUUCAAUCCUUUCCGGAGUCUGCAGGGGGUCAUACAAUCAAUUGCCAAGAGGUGCUCAUGGGUCAGUUUUUCUGUCCCGAGCCCAAAAUCGACGCAGCCACUCAGCAGAUUGUUGGCUGCACACGUAACAAUUCAGCUGAGCUGAUAUGUUAUUUGGCCAAAGAUAUCCACUGCCGUGAGGGCACUGGGAUGAACAAAACCCACUUCAAACGUUCCGUUCCUUGCGAAUGGACCAAUGGGUACUCGUUCGAAAUAACGCUCAUACUUUCCGUGUUCCUGGGCAUGUUCGGCGUCGAUCGACUCUACCUGGGCUAUCCCGGGUUGGCCUUGGCCAAGUUCUGCACCCUCGGCGGCAUGUUCCUGUGGCAGCUCAUCGAUAUCAUUCUCAUCGCAAUGCAGGUAGUGCGUCCUGCAGAUGAUUCGCAGUACGUGGUCGCGCACUUCGGCCAGCGUCUGAUCCGGCUAGUAUUUAAUAACGAAACUCAAGUCGUUGCACAAGACGAUUGGUGAGCGGAGCCCGGUCGAUAGUACCGUUCAUCAUGUACGAGCCUUCCCGCCCUGGCGUCGCGUUUCCGGCUGGCCGGCAAGAGCGGUCGAUUCUAGGACUCGCUAGGGCCGAGAUCCCGUCUUGGAGCGGAGUGAGGAUCCUACGGCGGUCGAUCCGACGGAGCGAUUCCCCGCCAUGCAUGAAUCACGGGAAUAUUUGAGCAACGAACUGUACAAUGAUUGUUGGAAGAGGAUUGAGGGUUUUUGUAAAGAACGAUUCUUCGAUCGACGUUUCGCGCAGAUAUCCGUCGGUGUCAAUCUGUGAUCUCCUUAUACUUAGGCAGCGAGUUCCAAGAUGUUCCGAAGCUCCCUGGUGAAUACUUUGAAUGAUUGAUCGACUCGGACGAACUCCAUCAAGGUCUAGAGUGUUCCUGGAGCUGGCUACAGGCUGCUUAGACUGUUAUAGGCUCUCUAGCUCAGAGGAAGACCAGCUUCCAUGGGCUACGAACGCAGGCUGAAACAACCGGAGAAUCCGAGAGUCGAUCCCUGUGGGAGAAAGCUCUUUUCGGUCUCGAAUGUGCCGCGGGGGAUGAGUAUAUCAUACUGAGGUCGGGUUGAUUUUCGACUGAAACGGGAACCUCACUGAUAAGACGAGCUCCUGCCUUAUAAUGGCUUCGAUCAUCAGUGAAGUCAGUCAGUCAGAAUCAUGACGCGACGGUGAGCUUCUUCGGAGGCGGACCCCUUCUUUAAGAUGAUGCGCUUGAUAUCCCAUGUUCGGGAGAUGAGUCGGCCCUAGUGAUCGAAGCCUACGAGAAGACUCGGAUCCAAUCCCAAAGUCCCAGAGUCGCACCAACAGCCGGGAGAUUCGAUACAAGCAAGGACGCUCGCGACCCGAUCCCCGCUUCGUCAGAUUUCCCGAGCGAAUUGUAUAAUAAUAGUUGAACCGAGGGAAUGGGACUGAAUGCGGUUGGAAUAAAGUCAGGGGUCAUCUCUCGCUGAAGAAACA